Molecule: messenger RNA, 1668 nt
Organism: Sphenostylis stenocarpa
Lineage: Eukaryota; Viridiplantae; Streptophyta; Magnoliopsida; Fabales; Fabaceae
Source: the annotation of a GenBank genome assembly
AUGGAAUCUUGGAGCUAUGUCCCUGAAGAAAAGGAGUGUGUCUCCAAUGAGGCACUAUCCCCUCCCAACACUCUCGGGAGGAACAAAAAUUCUUUCUUGGGCUGGGAACUCAAAACCCCAUGUGGUUUUUCCAACGACAUGUUGGGUUUGGGUCAGCACACCAUUGAAAAUCAAGGUUUUGAGGAAUUGGGUUUUCCUGAAAUGUUGGGGAAACACUUGUCCGAUGAUCUAAUUGCCAGUGUUCCAAGCAGAAAGCUGGAUGCUAGUAGACAACACCAACAUCAACACCAACACCAACACAGUGACAGAAUCACUGGCACUGUUGUGGAUGCCCCAAGUGGCUUUUCUCAAAGAGGGGACUCAAUUUCCAAGCUUUCAAACUCAAAUUCCCUCAUUGAUUUGAAACUGGGUCGAUUUGCUGACCAUGGAGAUGCCACUGAUCCGGGGUUUUCCAAAAUUUUGUCGUCUUCUGAGUCAUCAACGCCUCCUAAGAGAGUGAGAGCUUCAGGGAUUCACUCUCAGACUGCAUAUUGCCAAGUCUAUGGCUGUAACAAGGAUCUCAGCUCCUGUAAAGACUACCACAAGAGGCACAAGGUGUGUGAGGUUCACUCCAAGACUGCCACCGUUAUAGUCAAUGGUAUUGAGCAAAGGUUUUGCCAGCAAUGUAGUAGGUUUCAUUUGUUGGCUGAAUUUGAUGAUGGUAAGCGAAGCUGCCGUAAACGCCUUGCAGGUCAUAAUGAGCGUAGAAGAAAGCCACAAAUGGGGAUUCACCCCGGAAAGUCUGGGAGGUUGCUUCAGCCAUGUGGGGAUAGCAGAUUCCAGGGAACCAUGCUAACAUCAUCUUUUAUCCGCCCAGAGAUGCUUCCUAGUGGGGUCAUGUGUUCUGAGAAAUAUGCUAUGAGUGGCUUCUGGAGACCUAUCAAAGCAGAACACGGGGCUGGUUUUAGGAAUCUUUCUUCUGUGCCUGUAUCCAAUGGGAAUCCUCAGUCAAGAUCUUUAUUUCCAUCAUAUAACGGAAAACAAUUUCCUUUUCUUCAUGAAAAUGGUGCAACAUCCACCACAGGAAGCAUCUUCUAUGAGAGCACUAACCACUAUCCACCUGCCCUCGGGGCACAAAAUUCUGGGUUAAGACCACUAUUCCAGGAUACCAUAGGAAAUGAGGACUUCAAUGUUUUUGAUACAGCAUCAACUGUUCAAGGAUUAUCGGGGAUUUCAGACUCUUGUUGUGCUCUCUCUCUUCUGUCAUCUCAAUCCCAGAACUCUUCAAGCCAAUCAUCAGGAAUUCCCUUGGCCCACUCCUUGGUUAUUCCAAGCAGUCAUGGCCAUCACUACAACAUGAGUCAGGUCUCUGAAAAGAUAGGAAUAAGCUCACAGACUUCUUCAAGCCGAGUGUCAGAUAGUUUUCCUUCAGAACUAAAUCAUGCAGAUGGAAGUCAUCUCAGUCCUGUAUUAAUAUCAGACAAUAAUGAUAUUGUAAACUUUGAUAUGGCAGAUGGUAUCUUCCAUGGUUCAGAAUUCAUGAAUGUGAAGGAUCGACUUUCCUGCGAAGAUAGUGCAACCAUCGACUUGCUACAAUUGUCAUCACAGCUUCAGCGAGUUGAGCAUGAGAGGCAAUCUUUGCAGGUGAAGCAAGAGAAUGAUUCUUCCUGCACUCUGCGGAUUACAUAA